AUGGCCACAAACUUCGAUCCAAACAAUGCCCAAAACUUGAUAGAGAUCGAGAAACAGUUUGCUGUGAAAGCCGUGGAACAUGCUCAGACGUAUUGGAAUCUUCUCGAGAAGAUACCUCCAGCAGACAUGAAGUUAACCAAACUUGAUGACGAGAUCUAUGACCACUUGAUGAAGACAUUCCCCGAGUUUGCAGAUCCUCCUCAUGACAAACUCGUCAGGUUGGACGAGGAUUGGCUGAAGAGUGACGAUGGGAAGAAGAAAUGGAGAGACUUCAUCCAGGCCUAUGAAAAUAAGGUGAAGGACUACAACUUUGGAUCACUUAUUCGCACGGAUGCGCGGCUAGAGUAUGGCGAGACCAAUACCAUCUUUGUGACGCGGAUACAGUUCCUUGCGAUUGAGAUCGCAAGGAACAAAAUGGGUCUCAAUGAUGGUGCACACGAGGUCGCCAAAGCAGAUGUAGAGAAGGAGAGACUGAAGAAAGAAAAGGAAAAAAGCAAAGGUGCGAAGAAGAACGCUUCUCUCACUUCCAUCAUGGAUACUGAGGUGAUUUCUUUACAUUCCGAAGACUCGGAUAAGGAAGGCGACGUAGACAGACGCGCUAUCCUAGAGCCUGUCAUUAGGCGCGUAGUUGAUGCUCUCGGUGGAUACGAAGGCGGCGUGUACAGGCUCGGUGAUGAACUCGGUGGAUGUCUGAGAGAUCUCAAAAAGCUCUGGAGAAAGGACGAUACAGAUGAUGAACGUACCGUUGCACGUAUUUUCUGGGAAACGCGUGUCCUACCGAACGACCUUGUACCUAUUCUCCUCGCAACAGCGGGACAAGGCCUAGUUGAAGAUAAAGGAGCGAUAGCUUGUGCGGACCUCAUGACAGCCAUGAUCUGGCCAAUUGACAUGGCAGAAGAGCUCAAGGAACUCGACGAGAAUCUGGACAAGGGCACAGACUAUACGCAACUAUUAUUCAGUCACUUGACCUACAAAGCUGCUUUGCUCAAGCCAGGCGUUAUGGCCGCUUUGUUUGGCAUCUUACUACCUCCACUCUCAAAGCCGCCCCGAGAACGGAAGGAGCGCGACGGACAAAUCGUCAACGUCAUCUUGCAUCUGUUUCGCAACCUUGCCUUCAUAAAAGACCCACCACCGAAUAUGCAUCUCAGCGUAGACCAGGCAGAAUUUUCUUCCUUACAGACAAAACUUAUCAAGUCCUUCUCAGAGUCCCAUAUUUUGGAUCUGCUUUUGACUGUCGCGUCGGAUGCCUCCAAUGAUCUAUUAUUCAAUGGCGCCAACACUUUAGUACUGGAAAUAUUCUAUCUCUUGUUCCGAGGUGUUAAGCCCUCUCUUUUGGCCAUUGAUCAAGCAAAGCAACCAGCUCAGAACCUACACCGUCUACUUGCUGCCGAGGGUCGAAUCAAGCGGGACCAUGCUCGUAACUCAUCUUCUAGACAUUCUCGCUUCGGUACCACCAUUGCAGUACGAUUAAAUCCAAAUAAACAGGGAAAACGGAAGGAGAACACCAACGACGGGAAUGAGGCCGACUCAGAGGCUCCAGCUUCCAAUGGCUCCUCGCAAUCUUUCGUGCUUCAUCGACAACAGGCAAUCAGUCGGGAAGCAGGCAGCAUUAUGGACAUGACCAAACGGCAAAAAGCUAGAAAUGUAAACAAAGUCGAUGAGCUCACCAGGGAAGACAAUCUAUCUAUGGAAGCCAAGGCGACUCUGCGGAAUUUAGCUAGGGAAUUUAUCGAAUCGUGCUUCAAUCCAUUUUUGUCUUCGUUGUUGAAAGACAUAAAGUCAGAGCGACCGAAGAUCACUGAGAAAGACAACCUUCGCCUGCUCUACGUCACGAAGUGGUUCUUGGAAUUUUUCCUGGUAACCCGCACCAAUCAACACACCACGAGCGACGACUCUCGGAAAUGGGGCUUAGGCCUGAUAGCAGAGGUGACUGACGGAGGAUGGAUAACGUGGGUCUUGAAACGCAUGCGUGAGGCGAUGGAUGAAAAGCCCAAGAUGUGGACAGAGCUUCAAGCCGGAAUCGAAUGUCUAACGCAACUCCUACUUCUCAUUGACAAUAUGACCGCUUCAACGAAUUCAGAUACUGAAUUGGAUGACGCAGCUGACAUCCUGCAGCAGCAACUAAUUUAUAAUGGCGAGGUCCUGGACGUUGCACUCGAAAGCCUGCGAUCAUACAAAGAAGGCACACAAACACUCACCUACUUGGAUUCAAGUAUACAUCUCUCUCACGCUUUGAUAAGGAUGCUCGAGUGCUGGGGAAAGCAACGAGGUGAAAUGUAUGUGAGGAAAAAGAAAGCAAGUAGGAAUACAAGGGCUAAGGGCAAGGGUCUCACGGAAGAAGAUGGCAUUCCUGAUGUAGAAGACCUAGAAGACGCUGAAGAUGCGGAAAACGUUAUUCACGAGACAAUGUUUACCUUUGAAGCUUUCGAAAUGAAAUUCGCCAACGCCGAAAUCACACAUACUCUGUUGACAUAUCUCGCACGUUACAAGGAGUACGAAUCGUCUGAACAAAUGAAACGGGUCGUCAGUUUGAUACAUCGACAAGCAGUCAAAGCGAAAGCGGAGGGCCUUUUUUUCAACGCCUCGACGUUCAUACUCUUCAAAUCCAUUCUAGAUGAACAGAGAUCGCUUCCGAGAGAGCAAGCGUACAAGGACCUUGUUAAUCUUAUCAAUUUCAUCCUGCGCCAAUUCUUUAAGGCAAUGGCCGAACAACCGUUUUUGGCUGUUGAGGCGUUUUUCCCAAAAAACCGCGGUCAUUGGAAACAAUAUUCGAGCUGGGAACCCGAUCAGAAGAGCAAAAAAGGCCGAGAAACGAUCGAGGACACCGCUUUCCCUCCAGAGGUACAGGUGAAGAAAGGUUACUCCUGGAGCGAGCAGAUUGGUAUUGCCGUUGCCUCACUCGUCGAAGAAGGAAAGAUAGAACUUGUGGAGUGGGUAAAAGAUAUACUUACACUGGUCGUUCGCCAGCGCGAAAGAGUUGUUGAAGAGACAGACGAUAAGGAAGGUGCCGCUGAUGGACAAGAUCUCGAUGAUUUUGAAGAAACAACAAAGCUUAUAGGUCCCUCAGAUGAGGCAAUCUCGAAAUUUACAGACUAUGUAAUACCUUACAUCAAUGACGAGCACGCUAAUGCCGCCACUAAAAACUCGCGGAUAAAGCUCGUGUUCCGCCUCUUGAACUUUUCCAUUCUAAGUGAAGAUGCUGACGAGCUCGAGUGGUUCGUGCCUGCUGCCCUCUUACCAUCCGACCUGCAGCGCAGUUUCAACGUGAUAGAACAAUACCUAAAAGACCCUAUUGACCUCAAUGGCAAGAAUGCUUCGCAAAUGCUCAGCAGUAAACGUCGUCGGCGAAGACGACAACGUUCCCUAUCUCCUGACACGGACGUGGAGUUCCUGGAUGAUGAACCUAAGCGAAGAAAAAAGGAAAGGCAGAAAAAAGAAAAGGAGCAAUACAAGUCUGCUCAGUUCAUUGAAGACAGUGACGAGGAGUACGGAGACAUGGAUACUUUCCUUGAAAAAGAGAAGGUACUGAGGGAAAAAGCCGCCAAAACUGCAGCUGAAACUGGUAAAAUUGCAACUAUGAAAGCGACGGGCACCAAGAAGCGCAGAAGAAACGGGAAAGACAUUGGUGGAGGGAAGAAGAAGUGGAGGGGAGACGAGGAGGUUUUGAAUUCAGAUGUCGAGGGUGCUGAUAGCGAUCCUAGCUCUGAAAACGAUGAUAUAUUAGCAUCACCCCACCUUCAAAGCGUCGCGGCUCCUGAUACCGUACAGGAGCUCAUUCCGAAACCACGACCUAAACCCCGGCCAACGAGACGCUCCCUCAAGCCCCUUCCGGAAGGGCAACCAGAUCAAUCAGAUCACAGUAAUCUUAUCGAUCAUUCAGAAACAAUUGACCUGUCAAAGCAUCGUAGCCACUCACCUGAUACCGCUGAAAGCGACGACCUCAUGACUGCUACCGCUGUACGGGAAACGCGAAGAAAAGGCCGCAUCGUUAUUUCAGACGAUGACGAAGGUUCAUGA
Serpula lacrymans var. lacrymans S7.9 is the source of this 4017-nucleotide messenger RNA. RefSeq lists its product as uncharacterized. The coding region runs from base 1 to 4017 and encodes 1338 amino acids. Gene Ontology annotation, cellular component: replication fork protection complex. Lineage: Eukaryota; Fungi; Basidiomycota; Agaricomycetes; Boletales; Serpulaceae. The transcript has 19 exons. Gene Ontology annotation, biological process: DNA replication checkpoint signaling; DNA repair; replication fork arrest. Gene Ontology annotation, molecular function: DNA binding. The record is from RefSeq and is a predicted model, not a curated record.